Messenger RNA from Callorhinchus milii (elephant shark), 3745 nucleotides. It is a transcript of the gene sema4f, whose product is annotated as sema domain, immunoglobulin domain (Ig), transmembrane domain (TM) and short cytoplasmic domain, (semaphorin) 4F. The transcript is spliced from 14 exons. Gene Ontology annotation, biological process: negative chemotaxis; negative regulation of axon extension involved in axon guidance; neural crest cell migration. The coding region runs from base 95 to 2335 and encodes 746 amino acids. Lineage: Eukaryota; Metazoa; Chordata; Chondrichthyes; Chimaeriformes; Callorhinchidae. Gene Ontology annotation, molecular function: chemorepellent activity; semaphorin receptor binding. The record is from RefSeq and is a predicted model, not a curated record.
GGUGUUUUUUGUUUUUUUUUCGGGGGGACACACGAUUUUGCUUUCGUGUUUGAGAAACGUUUUUUAAAAAAAAAAUUUUUUUUUUUUUGCCACCAUGAAAGUCGGAGCCGUGAUCACAUUCGUUGGUGUUUUGAGUUUAUUUUGCGCUCUGGGCUUCACCUCGGAUUCGCUUCCCAGGAUAACCAUCUCCUACAGUGAGCUGGAGAAGUCCCCAUCCGUCAGUCGCUUCUCUGAGAAGGUCUUCAUGAACUACAGCAUUUUCCUGGUGGACAGCUCGCGGCAACGACUCUAUGUGGGAGCCAAAAACGCCAUCUUUUCCCUCAGCUUGACCUCAGUUACACGGAAUUUCUUAAAGAUAGAGUGGAUCGUGUCGAACGAUAAACACAUGUCUUGUACUAGCAAAGGCAAGAGAGAGAUCGAUUGUCAGAACUACAUCCGUAUCUUGGAGUUCUGGAACAGCACUCACCUCUUUGUCUGUGGGACCUAUGCCUUUGACCCGCAAUGCACGUACAUCAGACUCUUGGAUUUUGCGAUGGGGUCGGUGCACAGAGAGUUCCAGAUGGAGAGUGGGCGAUGGAAGUGUCCAUUUGAACCAGGGCAGUCGGUCACAGCAACACUGGCAGAUGGGGUGCUGUAUGCAGCCACUGUGAACAACUUCCUGGGCACUGAGUCCAUCAUCUCCAGGACGAUGGGCCCCACGGAGAAGAGGGUUCGCACAGUCCCCUCUGUAGAAUGGCUGAAUGAUCCUACAUUUGUGGCAUCAGCGUUUAUCAGAGAGAGUGAGAGCAGCAACGACGAUGACAAGCUGUAUUUCUUCUUCACGGAGACAGCCAGAGAUUUUGACUUCUACCUGCCAGUGCGGGUGCCACGUGUGGCUCGCGUUUGCAAGGGCGACCUUGGGGGGCUGAAGACGCUGCAGAAGAAAUGGACCACAUUCCUUAAAGCUCACUUGUACUGCUCACACGGGGAUAAGAUGGUUUUUGACGAGGUUCAGGACGUCUACACCCUGCAGGCUACUACAGGCGACGACACUUCCAUAACCUUCUACGGAGUCUUCUCUGCCAGAUGGGACGACCGCAGUGUGUCCGCAGUGUGUGCCUAUACCACCCAGUCCAUCCACAGAGUCCUCCAGGGCAAGUUUAAGGAUUAUAACAGGGCCUCCUGCAAAUGGACCGCCUUCUCAGGGAAGAUUCCUGAACCGAGGCCUGGCUCAUGCAUCAGCAAGGAGCUCAGUAAGAAUGGGUUUUCAUCCAUGAACCUGUCGGACGCAGUGCUGACCUUCAUUCGAGACCACCCGCUGAUGGAGCAGAAGGUGAAGCCAAUUGGAAACCGGGCUCUCCUUGUGAUGAGAGACACCCUCUACUCCAAGAUCGUAGUUCGCAGAGUCAAUACCACCAAUGGCAGGAGCACUGACGUCUUUUACCUAGGCACAGGCUCUGGACACCUGCACAAGGCUGUGAGCGACGGUGCCCAGGCCCACGUGAUAGAGGACAACGUCGUCUUCAGUGACGGUCAGAAGGUCCUGAGCAUCGCUCUGGAAAAGGAUUUUGUGUACGUGGGUGCCUCAAGUGGGGUGGUUCAGCUCCCUGCUGCCACCUGCGGCAGGUACUCCAGCUGUCAGGCAUGUGUCCUGGCCCGCGACCCAACCUGCGGAUGGAACGAGGGACAAGGCGAGUGUAUGGAAUCUGGGAAGCGCCCGACUGAGGGAGAGUUCCUGCAGUACGAUCCCGCUCAGAAAAUCUUGUGUCUGCAAUCUAAAGAUUCUCCGCAGACAAAAGUGCUCCACAUGGUGAAUGGUAGCACGGUCUUUCUACCUUGUGUACCUGUGUCCGCCUGGUCCCUGUGCCAGUGGACAACCCCACCUGGAUCCUUGAGCAACGAACUCAAGGGUCAUGGGCUUCAGGUUACUGUUACGAAGGACAGUCUGGGAGAGUACAAGUGCCGGUGUGUGGAGGGUGAGGUGGAGGUUCACUCCAUCUCCUACAGCUUAGAGCUGCCCGCUUCACAUGAUUCCCGUAUGAGCCACACCGGCCUCACCUACUUACUAAUGUUUGUCGUUCUUUGUGCUGGCUUCAUCCUCAGUCUCCUCUUCUGUUACUUCAAGAACAAAAUAGGGCUGAGAUUUAGGUCCAGGAGACAGGCAGAGAGAGAGAAGCCAUGCCAGGCCUCCUCAGAUGAGAUCCGUCCUCUGGCAGUUGGUGUGAGGAAUGGACCGGGUAUGAAUGGGACUGGGGAGAAGGAAGGAGCUUUCAGCCACAUGGGAACAGAAGCCAAUGGGAUGCCAACGCGGGGCACCAUCUCCAUCAUAUCGUGUCAGGACGAGACCUCAAUCUAACGCACGCCCGGAUGUUCUCCCCCUCCCCGCAGCGGACGCAUCUUGUAAUAUAUCUUUCAUUUAACUUGUUUCGUUCUCGGGCAAGAAUUCAGAUCCAGAUGAAGGUGAAGUCUUUUCACAUUGGCUUGUUAUUGCACCAGCAUUCUUGCUCUCUCACUCUAUCACAGGCCACAAUGUGCGAUUCUGGCAGCCGAUCAUCUGCAGUUCUGUAAAUCCCCCCGAUGCUCUUCCAGGAAUGGGAGCAUGUGUAGGGGGGAAAGGAGAGGGAGAAAAGACUCCCGCUUGCUUCUCAUGUGCUCAGUGAUUGACACCGUCUCUGUGAAGCGCUCUGAGACGUACUUGCAGCUUGUCAGUGCUGUGAUGUCUGAGCCUCUGGAGUACCACAGGGAGAUCAGAGUUCGUCCCCAGCGCUCUGUCCACUGUUCUUGUGUACUCUGCUGUCACAGCAAAUCUGAGCAUGCAACAAAACCACCAACCUCCAGUGUGAAUGGCAUUUCCAGAGAUGGACUGUGCUCUGCCUCGGACUUUGGUGGGCUCUAUGGGACAACCUCAGGAAAGUGGAGGAUUCUCAGUAGAAGGUUACAGGGCACCGGGACCCAGUGUUUGAAAAGCUGCGUCUCAUGUCUGCGAGAGGUCCUGGGUCAGUGGGCUUCAGGCGAUGUGUUUUACCCAACACCCCACCCCCACGGCAGCUGUAGUGAGCAGCAGAGGCUGCUGAUCUGGGAGGAGGGUCGCUCAGGCCCCGUCAUUAAAGACUGGGUCGUUCGAUCCUUUUGGUGACUAAAGGAAGCCCAGUGAUUGGAGCAGAGCAGAACAGUGCCAUCGCUCCGGUUCUCACAAAUGUUUGCAGCGCUCAUUCUUAAAGCUUCAGGGUUGACUGGACCUUCUGUGUUCUGUGGCCACGUGCAGCAUCACUCCUGAUUGUCCUCUACAAAGUUCAAUGCUGUUCAUUGUUGUUGCAUUUCCAGACCUUUAUUUCUGUACAGACCCAAUCCUCAGCCCAGACGAGUGUGUGUGUGUGUGUGCGCGUGUGCGCGUGCGUGUGUGUGUGUGGGUGUAUAGGUUGGGUGGGUGGAGUAUAGGAUUCAAACUUCACUGGAAAUAGGCUUGUUUUUGUUGUUUGUAUAUUUUAACUGUUGCCAAGAUUAACCUGGAAUAUCUGGUGGUACCAGGGAUCGGGAGAAAUGCCCUCCCCAGUUUUAUCAGUAUUAAAUGCAAAGCUUGUUGAGCCUUUGUUAUACCGGGGAUUGAGUGGUUAAUUGGGAUUUCCCUUGUCUCAGAAUGGGAAGCGAUGAGUUUGUGUUCAGGGUGUCCUGAGUGAUUAGGUGGGGGGAGGGUUAGUGGGGUGGGGGUGCGGGGAGAGAGGAAAACAAUGCUGUAUUGUUAACGUGUGUAACUUGACCUUAAGAG